Molecule: messenger RNA, 5368 nt
Organism: Castor canadensis (American beaver)
Lineage: Eukaryota; Metazoa; Chordata; Mammalia; Rodentia; Castoridae
Source: RefSeq, a predicted model, not a curated record
ACCAUGAGUGUGACACUUUCCCCUCUGAGGUCACAGGACCUGGAUCCCAUGGCUACUGAUGCUUCACCCAUGGCCAUCAACAUGACACCCAUUGUGGAGCAGGGAGAGGGAGAAGAGGCCAUGAAGGACAUAGAUUCUGACCAGCAGUAUGAAAAGCCACCUCCACUCCACACAGGAGCUGACUGGAAGAUUGUCCUCCACUUACCUGAAAUUGAAACCUGGCUCCGGAUGACCUCAGAGAGGGUCCGGGACCUGACCUAUUCAGUGCAGCAGGACUCAGACAGCAAGCAUGUGGAUGUACAUCUGGUUCAACUAAAGGACAUUUGUGAAGACAUUUCUGACCAUGUCGAGCAAAUCCAUGCCCUCCUGGAAACAGAGUUCUCCCUAAAGCUGCUGUCCUACUCUGUCAAUGUGAUUGUGGACAUCCAUGCAGUGCAGCUUCUCUGGCACCAGCUCCGGGUCUCUGUGCUGGUCCUGCGAGAGCGCAUUUUGCAAGGACUUCAGGACGCCAAUGGCAACUACACCAGGCAGACCGACAUUCUGCAAGCUUUUUCUGAAGAGACAAAGGAGGGCCGGCUUGAUUCUCUAACAGAAGUGGAUGACUCAGGACAGUUAACUAUUAAAUGUUCUCAAAAUUACUUGUCUCUGGAUUGUGGCAUUACUGCAUUUGAACUGUCUGACUACAGUCCAAGUGAGGAUUUGCUUGGUGGCCUGGGUGACAUGACCUCUAGCCAGGUCAAAACCAAACCUUUUGACUCUUGGAGCUACAGUGAAAUGGAAAAGGAGUUCCCUGAGCUUAUCCGAAGUGUUGGGUUACUUUCAGUGGCUACUGACCCCAUCCCUUCCACCUGCAGUGAAGCAGUCAGUGAGGAGACAUCUCAAGUAUCUCUUUCAGCAGAGGACAAAGGUAGAUGUGAGGAAAACAAAGCUUCUGCCAUUGAAGAACAACAAGAUCUAACACUGGGAAUGUCAUCUUCAGGGGAAGCACUAACAAAUACUGUUCUGCCCUCUUCUGACAGUACGAAGCAAGAAUCUAGUUCCUCCCCACAUUUUGGUGGGAAGAACCAACAGCCUCUUCCUUGUGAAAAUACAACCCCCAAGCGAUCCAUCAGAGAUUGCUUUAAUUAUAACGAGGACUCUCCCACCCAGCCCACAUUGCCAAAAAGAGGGCUUUUCCUUAAAGAAGAAACUUUUAAGAAUGAUCUGAAAGGCAGUGAUGGUAGGAAGCAGAUGGUUGAUCUGAAGCCAGAGAUGAGCAGAAGCACCCCUUCACUGGUGGACCCUCCUGACAGAUCUAAACUUUGCCUGGUGUUACAGUCUUCCUACCCCAACAGCCCAUCUGCUGCCAGCCAGUCCUAUGAGUGUUUGCACAAGGUAGGGGUUGGGAAUCUUGAAAAUAUAGUCAAAAGUCACAUUAAAGAAAUCUCUUCCAGCCUGGGAAGGCUUAACGACUACCAUAAAGAGAAACCACAACUGAAGAAACCACACAAGACCUCAGAAGAGGUGUCUGCAUGCCAAGUACCUAAACGGGGAACUGUUUCUGGCAAGCAGACUGAAAACAUAAAGUGCCCAGUAAUGCGAAAUGGAAAGCCUUCUGGUGUUUCCAAGGCCAUAGAGGGACCAGAAACAGAUUCUGCUUCCACAUCCUCAGUUGAGCUGUGUAAUCAGAGAAGUUGGAAUGGCAAAUUGCCAGUGCAGUCAGAAACAUCCAGUUCACCACCCUUCACUCAGAGUAGUGAGUCCUCUGUUGGCUCAGAUAACAUCAUGUCUCCUGUACCCCUUCUUUCCAAACAGGAAGAUAAAAAAAGUUGUUCCUCUUCCCCAAGUCAUGUCACCAGGAACGGUCAGGUUGUGGAGGCCUGGUAUGGUUCCGAUGAAUACUUGGCACUGCCAUCUCACCUUAAGCAGACAGAAGUGUUAGCUUUGAAGUUGGAAAAUCUCACAAAGCUUCUGCCUCAGAAACCUAGAGGAGAAACCAUUCAGAAUAUUGAUGAUUGGGAACUGUCUGAAAUGAAUUCAGAUUCUGAGAUCUAUCCAACAUACCACAUCAAGAAAAAACAUACAAGGCAAGGCAGGGUGUCUCCAAGCUCAUCCAGUGACAUAGCCUCUUCCCUGGGGGAGAGUAUUGAAUCUGGACCUCUGAGUGACAUUCUUUCUGAUGAGGAGUUGUAUAUGCCUCUCUCUGGCAUGAAAAAAUACCUUGAUGAGAAGUCAGAGAGAGCCUCAUCCUCUGAGAAAAAUGAGAGCCAUUCUGCUACAAAAUCAGCCUUAAUCCAGAAACUAAUGCAAGAUAUUCAACAUCAAGACAAUUAUGAAGCCAUAUGGGAAAAAAUAGAGGGGUUUGUAAACAAGCUGGAUGAAUUUAUUCAGUGGUUAAAUGAAGCCAUGGAAACCACUGAGAACUGGACUCCCCCUAAAGCAGAGACGGAUGGCCUUAAACUCUACCUGGAGACGCACUUGCUGGUGUUUCAGUGUAUAUACUUGGAAAUUUGUCAUCUUGCAUCUUGCUGUAGUUUUAAGCUGAAUGUGGAUAGUCAUUGUGCUCUCAAGGAAGCUGUGGAGGAGGAAGGACACCAACUUCUCGAGCUUAUUGCAUCCCACAAAGCAGAAGGUCUGAAGGACAUGCUGAAGAUGAUUGCAAGUCAAUGGAAAGAACUGCAGAGGCAAAUCAAACGGCAACACAGCUGGAUUCUCAGAGCUCUGGAUACCAUCAAAGCUGAGAUACUGGCUACUGAUGUGUCUGUGGAGGAUGAGGAAGGGACUGGAAGCCCCAAGGUAAGUGGCUUGAAGUUUGCCUUAUUUCCUCUUAUUUCUGUCUUCUUUUGAACUAGGCACCACUGAAGUUUUCUUUCCACCCCUAAGGCUUUUCGUUUCUAGUGGGUAAACUUUAUACAUCCAUCUAUCUAGCUAUCUAUCUCUAUAUAAACAAAAUGAAAUGGCUUGGUUUAAAACAAAACAAAACAAAAGGCUACAACUUUCAAGUUUUCCAGGAAGAGGUCUUUUGUACAAAAGUGGCAAGGUACAAGGGGGACAAUACUUUAGGGGUGGAAGAAAGGGGGACAUAAAGCAUUUAGUAAACAAAACAUAAAGCAUCUUUAACAUGAAUAAUCAGAAUGGUUUUAAAUUGUUUUGUUGCAACUAUAAAUCACUAUAAUCAGUGCAAUCACUCAGCUCUGACAUCCAUUAGCCGCUUGGUUACAGCAAAUUAACAAAGAAGAGAGAAAGUGAUUCAUUAUCUCAUUCCUGUUAAUGACUAUCAGAUGCAUUGCCUAAUUAGGGGAUGGUCAUUGUAGUGGGAAGAAGGUCAUAUGCUUUGCUACAAAUCUUUUUGCUCUGAAUAUAAGUUCUCCAUAAUGGUGCAUGCAAAAAACACAACAAGUAUUUUAAAAAUGAGUAUUGACAUGUUUUGGUUAUCCAUUUUAGAUUUUCAAAGUAACCCAUGAAGCAUAUGCAGCUGAAUUUUAAAUGAAGCAUCUUUUACUACAGAGUGCUUCUGUUCUAAAAGCAUCUUUGGACUCACAUGUGGAAAAUAAUUCUAUUAAUUUGAUGUUUUUCUCUACUUUCUUCUUACUUUUCUGUCCUGUUGUGAAAGUAAAUGUAGAAAACCAGUCACAUAAUAGACUUAAGCAAUGAAACAUAUUGUAACAUGGGGGAAACAGGUUUUAGAGUUCCUGGUUUCUAUUCCUGGCAUGACAAAAUAAGCAAAUCAUCACCAAAUCACAUUUAUGCAGCAUCCACGUGGACUGGCGUUGUGCUAAAUGCACACAGAGAAAGUUACGCAAGCAUGCUGCCCUCUAAUUCUUCAAUGCAGGCGGAGGAGAAACCUGAACCAGCCCUGGAGUGCUGGGACCUAUGGAGCCAGUGAAAAACUCAGGCAAUUUAUGGCUCGGGACCCUCAAAGAACAACAACCUUUAGCUUUAUUUGUUGGAAACAGGAUGAAUUGAUGCACUUGGCUCCUCAGAGGAGGUCACAUUUCAGGAAACACUUGAAGGAAGGAAGAGAGGUGGCUUGGCACAUAAGCACAUAUUGUAGGAACUGAUACAAUGAAAGGAUCAAAGCUGCACCUCAUAAGGUAGAAUGGAGAGUGCAUUCUGCAGACUUCUCAGGACUAUUUUAAGGAGCAGGCUGUGGGGAGAAGUUGAUUGGAUUAAAGCUUUCACUAUGGAGGAAUGAGAAAGGACACAACUAAAAACUCAAUUGUAUUUUAUUAAGUGAUACUGAGUACUUUCUCUUUAAGAGCUAUUUUGGGUGUAUUCUGCAUGCCAGAAGCUAUUCUACAGCAUUUCUAUAUUCUGUAUUCUCUCUCUUAAGUAUCACAACAAACAUAAAAUAGUUCUACUUUAAUCCCCAAUGAAGAAGAGGAGGCAUUGAGAGGUUAAGCAACUUGCUUAAGGGCACAUAGCUACUAAAUAAAUGGCAGAGCUAGUAUUUGAAUCUGUACCCUUUAGUCCCAGAGACCAUGUUUGUCCCCACCUAGAGCAUUGCCCCUCAAUGUCAUUGCUCAGGCCAAGUAUAGUAGCAGUCACUAGAGAUGAACAGUUAAGACUUAGUGCCUGUCUCAUGGAGCUUGUGGUGAAGUGGGCACACAGACUUUAACCUAGUAAUCCAUGCCCUCACAGACUGUGAUAUGAAAGAAAACAAAAGGGAGAGGCAAAAGAUUGAGCUGGAAGAGGUGAUUUGGAUCAGGGAGGGCUUCUUUGAGGAAGUGACAUUCUGUAAGUGGACCAGUAUGGUCAGGGAAGGAGGAGCGUGCACAGAAGCUGAGUAGCCUGUUGUCAGUUAAGAGGAGGGCUUUGGAGUAAGUGGGUUGCAGUGUAAAACCCUGUUCCUGGCUAUAGUGUUGGCUGUGGUUGGGUGGAGUGGAGUGAGUGAGGGCAGAGGGAGGGUGUGCCAAAGUAGAACUCCAGAGAUGGUGCAGUUACCCAAAUCAAUAAAAGACAGGGCCAGUUUGAAAUCAGUUCCUUGUAGGGAGACAUUGGCUUAGAAUGACAAUUAUUCAACCCAGAGGAGAAAGUAUUGUCACAAGAGAAGUAAUAGCGUUUCUCCAAACCAGUCCUAGGGCCUUCCUCAGGCUAUACUGGAUUUCAGAAGAGGUUUUAUAAAGUGGAAGCAAUCUAUAUUAUGCAGCUACAUGAUUUAAAUAUCUUUGAUUUUCCCAAAUUUCUACAACGAAUAAGAACUAUUGUAAACAGAAAAAUAAAGAAUGUUUAAAAUACAAGAAUUAGAAAGUGAUUUGCAAGGUAAGAUAGAUGACACUGAGCUAAGUGAAAUUGGAAUAUGAAUUUAAAUAUGAUGAGCAGCCAGGUGCUGGUGCUUAUGUCUGUAAUCCUACCUCUUUGGGAGGCUGAGAUCAGGAAGAUCGCAGUU